AUGAGUAAGACAGCGGAAUGCGUCAAUCAAAAGCCUUAUUCGGAGAGCUCCAAGGAAAGGAUCACAGACGUCGCGUUACACGGCUUGAAGUCACUCUCGGAGCAAGAUACUCCAAUCUCGAUGUGGCUCCGACAUCUCGAUGAUCCAUACCCUUACAGCAGACGUGCAAACGCAAAUGACGGCAUGCCAAAGGUGAAGCUAUGA
Messenger RNA from Fusarium fujikuroi IMI 58289, 204 nucleotides. RefSeq lists its product as uncharacterized. Lineage: Eukaryota; Fungi; Ascomycota; Sordariomycetes; Hypocreales; Nectriaceae. Bases 1 to 204 code for a protein of 67 amino acids. The record is from RefSeq and is a predicted model, not a curated record. The transcript has 2 exons.